This is a messenger RNA of Symbiodinium natans, 2220 nucleotides long. NCBI's taxonomy places the organism in Eukaryota, Dinophyceae, Suessiales, Symbiodiniaceae. The record is from the annotation of a GenBank genome assembly.
AUGUUGCAGCGCGCAUCUCGCAGUGCCGGCUACAUGCUCCAAGAGGACCACAUGCUGAACCACAGCCAUGGCAAUGGCAGCAAUGGCACGAACAACGCCACGCAGAAAGCGCAGAGGAUCAUUGAGGCGGUGGAUGCUUGCCUGCACCCGCGCCACGUGGAAGCCGCCGGCCACGAAGACACGCUCCUUCGCUUGGAGUUCGUGCGCAUGGCAGAGAUCCUCACCAGGUUGGUCGCGGCCAACAUCAGUGUGUCGGUGCUGGGCGAUGGCUACACCGAUGACCCCCAGAUGAUCGCCGCUGCCGAGGUGGCGGGGCGCGAUGCGGCGGAGCAUUUGGUGAUGAAGGAGUUUGAGGCCGAGAUGCUGGAGGUGCUUGCCGGCUCCAACCUGAGCCAGCAUGCCAUCGAGCACUUCGCAGGGAAGGUGAGUGAAGAGGGCAUCGCCUCAGACCUCAGCUACAUCAUGAAUUCCACCUCGGGCUUUCUGAGCUUCGAGGAGGCCGAGGUCGCCAUGGACAUCUCCCUAUAUGUUGAGGGCCUUUGCCAAUCCGAUGUCUUGGACAUCGACUACUUCGUGGGUACCUUUGGCGAGAACGUGUCGGAGUGCAGCGAGCUCAUGCUGGCCCAGCAGUCCGCGCACCUCAACAAGCACCUCGCCACGCUGGACUACUAUGCCAAGAGUGCCCUGGUACUGCACGAUGAGCACAACAACUUGGCGCAUCACUUUGCCAAGCAGCUGCAUCCGGACACCCGGUCUCCCGUGGCGACAGCCUCAGUGGAGACGAUGAUCCACAACGCCUCCCUCACUCAUGCAGACAACCGGGCCAAGAUGACCAGGCUUCUUUACCUCGAUCGCAAGUACUACGAGAAGGUCCAUGGGCACUCCAAGGAAGAAUACUGUGACAGGAACUCGCGCUUGCUCCUGGAGAAGCCCCAGCACUGGAUCAGCCGAAGCCCGGAGAUUCAGGCCUAUGUCGACUGCCUCUGUACAAAGCGGAAGGCGGCUCUUCUGUGCGACGCGGAGCAUGCAGAGCCCCUGGCACGCAUCCGGCCUUCGGUCAUCAAGCAGGUUGAGGUAGAGCAUGGUGAAACCUCAUGCCAGGAAGCGGGCAAGAGGGCCAACUCCAUGCUGCAGCUGGAUGCCGAGGGCAAGCCGGCGGCGGUAUCCUGCUCCCUGUGCAUCAACGGGAACAACUGCAUCGACACGUCGGGCACGACCAUCGACGUCUUCUCGGCACUGAAGCCCCUCUUUGGCAUCUCCAGCUCCUGCAUCACGGGCGCCUGCACUCCAUGCCUCGGCAUCAAGCCAGGUGAUGCCCUGCAAUUCAAGAUGGACAUCGGCGUCGACGUGGCAUCCUGCUCCUCCACGUCUGAGCUGCUCUGCAGCCUUGAGCGCGGGCUUUGGGCACUCAUUCUUGCUUGCAGGAUGUUUGCCACGUUUAACAUAUUUGCUGAGCUGAAGCUGUGCAUUGGUGGAAUCAUGGGCGAGGUGUUCGUCACUUCGGAAAAGUUGGUCGCAAUGGAGCACCUCCAGAUUAGCUGGCAUCCUUUCAUCAACAAGCUCCACCUCCUGAUCCCGAGCUUGCCAGUUCCGCUGCCCGCCCCUAUCGGGGUGAGAGGAACCAUCGAGGCCAACUUGAACCUCGGCGACUUGACCGCUGCGGUCGUCAACCACUGCGAGUCCAAAGGUGCUUCGGCCAGCUACCGCUGCUUCAAGGACAUGUACAACGCCCGCGGCGUCACCAGCGUCGAGUUCGGCGUGGAGGCGCUCCUGGGAGUCCGGAUCCCCUUCGUCGGCGAGGCCGGGGAGGGGAUGGGGGGGAGGAACGACAACUCCCGAGAGUUGGCCAUGAACAAAGCCGGUGUGACCAUCGUCCACAUCGGCCCGUCCUCCGUGUACAAGGUCUGUGGCAGGGCCUUCUCCGGCGUCAACUGCGAGCAUCAUGCUGCCGACAAGGGCUACCGCGCCAACGAUGACUGGUCCUGGGCUGGUGAUGACUUCCACAUCUGGCGCCCGACCACGCUUCAUCCGAUCACUUCGCGAUCCUUGUGCCUAAUGCGAGUGGACGCCGAGCUUGGUUGGGCCAUGAAUCUGGAGAUUGCCUGCGAAGUGGACAACUCCAAUCUCGGCAUUCUGGUUCCGAUUGGCUCGAGCACUGUCAGGACAAAGUGCGUGCUGCCAAGCGAGCCAGCAGCAAGACCCGCACUGCGCACAGGGUGA